Messenger RNA from Entelurus aequoreus (snake pipefish), 913 nucleotides. Its product is annotated as galectin-related protein-like. Gene Ontology annotation, molecular function: carbohydrate binding. The record is from RefSeq and is a predicted model, not a curated record. The transcript is spliced from 5 exons. The coding region runs from base 146 to 658 and encodes 170 amino acids. NCBI's taxonomy places the organism in Eukaryota, Metazoa, Chordata, Actinopteri, Syngnathiformes, Syngnathidae.
GUCUACCGGAAGUAGAAUGUAGCAGCAGGCAAGGCAUACUUCCUUGUAUACUUCCUUACAUACUUCCUUGCAUACUUCCUUGCAUACUUGUCUCCUCCUUCUCAUACUUGCUCCACUUGUUUGUGGAAGUUUGCUGGAGUGCAACAUGGCGGCAGAGCAGAGGACGCAGAGGAAGAAGUGGAAGACAAGCAGUGAAGAGUCCAAAGUCAACAUGAGUCAGCAGGAAGUGCAAACACAUCUGGCAGUUCCUUUCAGAGGUCACAUCACAGGUGGUUUGCAUCCUGGCAAGAAAGUUGUUAUCUUUGCUGUGUUGGACUCUCAUCCUGACAGAUUCUACAUGGCCCUGACGUGCGGCUGCGGCACCACCAGGGAGCCUCCACCCGACGUGGCCUUGGAGGUCUGCGUCCUCUUCAAGGAGCGCCAGGUGCUGCGGCGGGCGUGCGUGAAGGGGGCGUGGGGGGGCGCCGACAGCGCCGUCCCCUUCUUCCCGUUCAUCCAGGGCCAACCCUUCAAGAUGGAGGUGCAGUGCCAACACGCUGGCUUCCACGUCUUCCUGGACGGUCAGCGGCUCUUCCACUUCCACCACCAGGUGGCGCCGCUGCACCUGGUGGACACGCUGUGGGUCAGGGGCAGCGUGGCCAUCAGCAAACUGGCCUAAGGGGGCGCCGCUGAGCGCACAUGCCAACGUGGACUCGCUCUGGUUCGUCAAAAUAAAAGUCAAAGGGACUUUAUGGAUAUUUUAGAUGCAAGUCUUCACAGAAAGUCUUGCACUUUUAUUUUGGAGUUGUUCCUGUUGGACACCUGUGUUUAGCCCCGCCCAUUUUCUGGAGGUUUCCACACAAUGGACACGCCUCUAAUCUUUUUAUUAUUGUACCAUAAAAACUAGUGUACUACACUGAAACUGUACCAUAAA